Molecule: messenger RNA, 399 nt
Organism: Rhagoletis pomonella (apple maggot)
Lineage: Eukaryota; Metazoa; Arthropoda; Insecta; Diptera; Tephritidae
Gene: Apf
Product: bis(5'-nucleosyl)-tetraphosphatase [asymmetrical]
Biological process (GO): AMP biosynthetic process; ATP biosynthetic process
Molecular function (GO): bis(5'-nucleosyl)-tetraphosphatase (asymmetrical) activity
Source: RefSeq, a predicted model, not a curated record
AUAUUUAGAGGAAGAUCUAAUAAUCUAUCGUGAUAACCCACAAAUUUUGAAUUACAAUGUAAAAGGAAAACCUAAGGUUGUAAUUUACUGGUUAGCCCAAUUAAAAGACCCUAACAAGGAACCUACAUUAUCCGAUGAGCACACUGAAAUUAAGUGGUUGUCGAAAGAUGCAGCAAAAGAUCUUGUUGGUCAUAAGGAUAAUCAGGACAUGAUUGAAGAGUUCCACAAACUUAUACUUAGCGUCUAAGGGCAACAACAAAAAGGAUACAUGAAGAAAAAAGAAUACAAGAUUGCGCAUUCCUGGCGGCGAGUAUUGAUGCGAAUUUAACCAUAUUUUAAAUAUCUUUUACUCGACGUAUAUAUUAACAAAAUCCUAAAUAAACACCAUUCAAAAAUAUA